UAAUUUGCAAGAGGAGUACUUGAAAAUUCUGAAAUUAUAAUUAUAAAUUUGUGAUUUACAUUUAAUGAUCAUGAUAGAUCCAGCAAAGGAGCUUUUAAACUGGGAUACACGUUUCAACAUCUUCGAAGGGAUUGCUCAAGGACUGCUGUACCUCCACAAAUAUUCGCGAUUAAGGAUAAUUCACAGAGAUUUAAAAACCAGUAAUAUAUUACUUGACGAGAACAUGACCCCCAAAAUUUCUGAUUUUGGACUCGCAAAAAUCUUCAAUCAGAAUGUGAUAGAAGAAAAUACAAAUAGGCGUGUGGGGACAUAUGGUUACAUGGCUCCUGAGUAUGCAAUGCAGGGUAUUUACUCUGCCAAAUCAGACAUCUAUAGUUUUGGAGUUUUAAUGCUUGAGAUUGUGAGUGGUAAAAAAAAACAAUAGCUUCCACAAUC
Molecule: messenger RNA, 435 nt
Organism: Olea europaea var. sylvestris
Lineage: Eukaryota; Viridiplantae; Streptophyta; Magnoliopsida; Lamiales; Oleaceae
Product: cysteine-rich receptor-like protein kinase 10
Exons: 2
Coding region: 65-424 (119 amino acids)
Biological process (GO): protein phosphorylation
Molecular function (GO): protein kinase activity; ATP binding
Source: RefSeq, a predicted model, not a curated record